Molecule: messenger RNA, 1846 nt
Organism: Ruditapes philippinarum (Manila clam)
Lineage: Eukaryota; Metazoa; Mollusca; Bivalvia; Venerida; Veneridae
Product: leucine-rich repeat transmembrane neuronal protein 3-like
Exons: 3
Coding region: 126-1307 (393 amino acids)
Cellular component (GO): extracellular matrix
Molecular function (GO): protein binding
Source: RefSeq, a predicted model, not a curated record
CAGCUUAUCGAAAACGACAUUUAUUCAGAGUUGACCAGUCGCUUGCGUAAAGUAGAUUGAACACCACUUUCAUUUUACCUAUACAAAAUAAUAGGUGUUAAAGGGAAUACAGCACAUGCUAUAAAAUGAGAAACAUAUCAUAUAGACAGAUCAUAGUGGUUUCUGCCUUCCUGGGAUUAUCCUCAUCGUUUGUUCUCGAUGACAACUGUCCAGAGUCAUCAUUACCUUGCACGUGCUACGGUAAUUCAAGAAAUUUCAGCUACAUAAGUUGUACCAGUAAAAGUUUGACGAACAUUCCUAAUAUUAAACAAUCUGGUUAUCAUGUAAACAAGUUAUAUCUGGAUUUUGAAUUAAACGAAAUAACCGUUAUUCGAAAUAACGCAUUUAUAACUUUUAGCUCAAUCAACGCAUCAGAAAUAGAUUUACGAUUGGAUAAUAAUAAGAUACACUCAGUUGAGAGCAAUGCGUUUACUGGAGUAGCAAAUUCAAUCACAAGUCUUCACCUGCAACAUAAUAAUUUAACAGUUUUACCGUCGGCUUUCAAAAAUUUGUUUAAUCUUAGAAACCUAGAUGUUUUGUUUAAUCCUUUACAUUCUCUUGAUGCAUCAGCAAUGUCAAAUAUAGGAAGGAGUCUGACUUCAUUUAGUUUAGAUUUAGACCAUUUUAAGGAAUGGCCACAGGAACUGCAUUACCUUCGAGUGUUGCAGACAUUAACCGUUGACAACAUUCAGUUUCCGCAUUUAGCCAUAAAUGCUUUCGAUGGAUUUGAAAACACGCUCACAUCCCUUUCUCUUAAAUACUAUAGACUUGAGAAAGUUCCUAAUGCAAUAUGUCAUCUAAGUCACCUUUCGGAAUUGACAAUCGUAUAUUCCUAUAACCUUCAGAAAAACAUGACCCCCAUUUUUGAACCAUGCGGUAAGGAAUUGUCUUCUGUCACAAGUUUAACCUUAUAUGCAAAUGACCUCCAUACGUUUCCAAAUAUUACUUUAUUCCCAUCACUUACGUUGCUAAAUCUAAAUAGUAAUCGGCUUCAAAACAUAGAUAUCACUAAAAUUCCCUUGCAUUCAAAACUUGCUACUAUUGAUUUGGAAUUCAAUCUUCUAGAAAGGAUACCAGACGCAUUGAACAGGUUAAAAUCCUUGCAAUCAUUAUCUUUUAGCAGCAAUAAGAUAAUGACAAUUAAAACAUCUGAUCUAGCAGGAUUGAGUUCUUUAACAUUUUUAAGGGUUUUUGACAAUCCCAUCACGUAUGUAGAACCAGAAGCAUUUAAGGACAAUUUUAAUUUACAUCAUCUAGAUCUUGGUUAAACAAAUCUUGAUCAUGUACCUGUUGCAGUAACAAACUUGACAAAGCUUUCUUAUUUCUUUCUGAAGGACAGGGACAUUGACUGCAGUUGUGACAUGUCAUAUUUGAAAUCCUGGAAUGUGUCAGCUAUUUCGACCUUUCAUGCAAAGUGUGCAUCGUCCUCUGAAAAUAUCAAACACUUUAUCAUGACUUCUCUACAAACAUGCCCAUAGACACUUAAUUUGACAAUGAUUUCUUCGAAUUUCUUGCAUAUUUGUAACUAAAAGAAAAGGUUUUAUUAUCUAGACUGAUUAUGUUUUUGCUAUUCAUUACAAAAAAACAAGUUAUUUAAAAACAAUGAAUAUGAAAUCACCGCUUAAAGCUGGUUUUCCAUUUGUCAGAUUAAUGUCUUUAAGCCUUUGUUUUAAAUUCAGAUUAAUUUUACAGCUUUGCAAAUAACACUAGCCUAGGUAUCAGUAAAUGUUAACGUUAUAAACAUCUCAUGUUCAUGUAUUUAAAGUGUUUGCUUGUUUUGUUAUCUGAACUGGUAAGAAAACUGUUU